Mugil cephalus (flathead mullet) is the source of this 3272-nucleotide messenger RNA. It is a transcript of the gene hcfc2, whose product is annotated as host cell factor C2. Gene Ontology annotation, cellular component: histone methyltransferase complex. NCBI's taxonomy places the organism in Eukaryota, Metazoa, Chordata, Actinopteri, Mugiliformes, Mugilidae. Gene Ontology annotation, molecular function: transcription coactivator activity; protein binding. Gene Ontology annotation, biological process: chromatin remodeling; regulation of DNA-templated transcription. Bases 217 to 2493 code for a protein of 758 amino acids. The transcript is spliced from 17 exons. The record is from RefSeq and is a predicted model, not a curated record.
AAGAACAGCAAGAAAAGACGAGUACAACUCCCCAAUAAAUAUUCUACUCUUGGUUUACCUUAAAGUCCUUCUAUUUUUCAUACCCGAAAAAUCAAACAGAGUAAGACCUCGGACAUAUUAGUACCUCUGUGGUCGAAGUUCCGGUUGCCCUCUUCGCUCCGCCCACAUCUUUGAAACGUCAACAGCGCCAAACUUGGGCUCCCUAACUGGGUAAAAAUGACCACUGGAGCCGUGGAGCCACAAUGGAGGAAAGUUCAUUCUGUUACAGGAGUAAUACCACGCUCGAGACACGGACACCGCGCAGCUGCUAUCCGGGAACUGAUCAUCGUAUUCGGUGGUGGAAACGAGGGGAUAUCGGAGGACCUCCAUGUUUACAACACUGUCUCAAAGCAGUGGUUUCUGCCCGCGGUGAGGGGUGACAUCCCACCAGGCUGCGCCGCCCAUGGCUUCGUCUGCGAGGGCACACGAGUGCUGGUCUUUGGCGGCAUGGUUGAGUUCGGGAAAUACACCAACACCCUCUACGAACUUCAGGCCAGUCGGUGGCUGUGGAAGAAGCUGAAGCCGAGGGCGCCCAGAAACGGGUCUCCGCCGUGCCCUCGGAUUGGCCACAGCUUCACCCUCUUGGGUAAUAAGUGUUACCUAUUUGGAGGGCUGGCCAAUGACAGUGAAGAUCCCAACGGUAAUGUUCCAAGGUACAUGGGAGACUUGUAUGAGUUGGAGCUGCAGUCGGUAUCGGGCGCGAGGGGCUGGAACAUCCCAGAGACGAAGGGCUGUGGUCCCUCCGCGCGUGAAUCCCACACCUCGGUUGCCUGCACCGGCCUCGGUUCCCCGAAGCUCUACAUCUUCGGCGGGAUGCAAGGUUCCCGGCUAGACGACCUCUGGCAGCUUGAUCUCGACACAAUGGUGUGGUCAAGACCACAGACGAGAGGUUCCACGCCACUGCCGAGAAGCCUUCACUCUGCCAAUGUCAUCGGAAACAAGAUGUAUGUUUUUGGAGGCUGGAUUCCUGUUCCAGAGUCAGACAGACACGUAGGAACCGAAUGGAUCUGCAGUAACUCCUUGAGUGUGCUCAACUUAGACACCAUGAGCUGGCAGAAUCUAGAGCCGGAGCAGCAGGACGAUGUCGAGUCCCAGCUGCAGAGCCUGGGACCGCAGAGCGACGACCCAUAUGCCUGUCGGCCCCGAGCCAGGGCCGGCCACUGCGCCGCCACCGUCGGGUCCAGGCUUUACAUUUGGAGCGGCCGCGACGGAUACAGGAAGAGCUGGAACUACCAGGUCUGCUGCAAGGACCUCUGGUACCUGGAGACAGAUCGACCGGCUUCACCGGAGGCCGUGCUGCUCAUCAGGUCCACCGUCAGCAUGCUCCAUGUCGCGUGGCGCCCCCUGGCUGCGGCAGACUGCUACAUCCUUCAGGUUCAGCCCGCGCGUCCUCCCAGCACGGCAGCCGGUAAAGCUCCUGCCAAAGCGCUCCAUCCAACUGGAGCAGAUGGACAGAAUGGGAAGAAUAAACACGCUGAAUGCGGCGUCCAGAAUGAAGGAACCACUGAUCGAGAGGAGAAAGCAUCAGCUCAGGACGCCUGGGUGCAGAAGGACACCUCGGUGAAACCUUCAAACGGCUCAGCAGAAACCGAAGCAGAGGGAGGGAGGAGCGGCGGGAGAGACGCGGCGGAGGACUCCAAACGCUGCGCCGCCGAUCAGAACGCGUCAGCAGCAGAGGUCAGCAGCUCCGUUCAGUGCACGUCAGACAAACAGUCGGUGAACAAGUCAACGGAUUCGUACUCCCACACAGAUCAGGUUCAGCAGAAUCCAGAUGACACCAUGUGGUUUGAUGUCGGUGUGUUUAAAACAUUAUUCUCUGAGGUCAGCCACUACUACCUGCCAGCUGACAAUAACCAGGCAGCGUCAACUGUCAGGAUCAAUACUAAAGAGAGGAAACUCCCUGGGAAUCAGGACUACCGGAGCAGGGAGAAGCAGGAGCUGUCUCCAGGUCAGAGCUACAGGUUCAGAGUGGCAGGUCUCAACUGCUUCGGUCAGGGAGACUUCAGCCCAGUCAGCGAAUUCAAGACUUGCCAGCCCGGCUUCCCUGGAGCGCCCUCUGCUGUCAAGAUCACCAAGGCCACUGAUUCGGUCCACAUCACGUGGGAGGCUCCUUCGUCCCCGUCAGGCCGCAUCCUGGAGUAUUCCAUGUACAUGGCGGUGAGGAAGAGCCGCUCCACCAGCUCCGAGGGGCCCGGUCAGAUGGCCUUCAUCAGGAUAUACCGCGGCACCAAGACGUCCUGCUCCGUGAACUCCGCCCACCUGGACAACGCACACAUCGACACCUCCGCCUCCAACCGGCCGGCCGUCGUCUUCCGCAUCGCUGCCAAGAACGAGCAGGGCUACGGGCCGGCCACACAGAUCCGCUGGAUCCAAGAUCCCACUAAAGUGCGAGCAUCCGCGUCGAAGGUCGACAGCAACGACGUCGACCAGGAUGCUGCUGACAGCUCCAGCUGAAAACGUUUGGACCGUUGACGCCUAUUUUGGAAAAAAAAAAGACUGUUCACUCAGGAAGCUGGCAACGUUCGCCGCUGUUGUACAUUUCCUAGAUAGUUUUGUUAUUUAUUUUUUAUGUGUUUAAAUGUAACCCUGUAAAUAUAUACUGAUUUUCACAGGAUGUUUAACCACUUGGCUAUUUUAGUUAAAAAAAAUAUAUUUCGUUAAGUAAUGAAGUGUGAAACGAUGAUGUGAGCCCUCUGAGAAUGGUUGAAGGUUGAAGGUGCCUUAGAUUAUGUGUUUACCUCACCACACACUAACAGUUUAUAACUAUGAAACUGAGACGCUUUAAUGAUCCCGAAUAGAUGUUUAUUUUGGAUCUCUUGUAAUGUCCUACGGAUACAGCGAAGUUAUGAAAUGACAGUAAUCUGUACGAUGGAAUGUCAUUCUUUGGUGCGUCUCAAGUUAGCGUUAAGACCUCUGUUCUCAUGUUUUGCCACUUUUAUGCCGUCACUCUGUGUUGUAAACAUCAUCAGUUUGUUUUCUGUUACAUGUCUACAUCACCUCCGUUGGCUUUUAUUUUCAUUACUAUCAUUAGGUCACUUGUCUUCCAUGUAAUGUGCCUGAAAUUAGUUAGUCAUAAAUACAGUAUUGUUUCUGACUUAAAAACAGGAGUACAAUACAACUUGAAUAUAUGGUAUUAAAUUAAUGAGAAUAACUUGGAUAAUACAAUUCAUACAAAAAUAUGCAGUAUAAUUAAAGGUAAAGUACAAACACCACAAACUGCUGCUCAUCCCCUU